Messenger RNA from Ochotona curzoniae (black-lipped pika), 3368 nucleotides. It is a transcript of the gene ANP32E, whose product is annotated as acidic nuclear phosphoprotein 32 family member E. Gene Ontology annotation, molecular function: histone binding; phosphatase inhibitor activity. The transcript has 7 exons. Lineage: Eukaryota; Metazoa; Chordata; Mammalia; Lagomorpha; Ochotonidae. The coding region runs from base 319 to 1107 and encodes 262 amino acids. Gene Ontology annotation, cellular component: nucleus. Gene Ontology annotation, biological process: regulation of apoptotic process. The record is from RefSeq and is a predicted model, not a curated record.
AGGUUCAGUCUCUGAGCAGCCAUUGAAGGGGAAGCAACUGCGGCUCCGAGUGUGUGUGUAUGUGUGUGUAUGUGUGCGUGCGUGUGUGUGCGCGCGCGGGUGUGUGGACAAGGAGGUGGGGGCAGCUGAGUUAGAGUCCCAACUCCUUGGACUCCAUUUGCUAUUCUUUCUCCUUCACACCUAACUGGUGAUAGUAGGCGUUUAUAUUUGCAUUUCUUUUCAUUCAUUUCCAAAUCUUUAAAAUUUUUUAGGGUUGGGGGUAGUGGGAAGCGCAAUAAAGGGCAAGGGAGGAGAGUAGGGGCAGAAGAGCAGGAGGACAUGGAGAUGAAGAAGAGGAUUAACCUGGAGUUAAGGAACCGAGCCCCGGAGGAGGUGACGGAGCUGGUGCUUGAUAAUUGCCUGUGUGUCAAUGGGGAAAUUGAAGGCCUGAAUGACACUUUUAAAGAACUGGAGUUUCUGAGUAUGGCUAAUGUGGAACUCAGUUCCUUGGCUCAGCUGCCCAGUUUAAAUAAACUUCGGAAGUUGGAACUCAGCGACAACAUAAUUUCUGGAGGCCUGGAGGUGCUGGCAGAGAAAUGCCCAAAUCUGACCUACCUCAAUUUGAGUGGAAACAAAAUCAAAGAUCUAAGUACAGUUGAAGCUCUGCAAAAUCUUAAAAAUUUGAAAAGUCUGGACUUGUUUAACUGUGAGAUCACAAACCUGGAAGAUUACAGAGGAAGUAUUUUUGAACUGCUGCAGCAAAUCACAUACUUGGAUGGGUUUGAUCAGGAGGAUAACGAGGCCCCGGACUCUGAAGAGGACGACGAUGAAGAUGGUGAUGAAGAUGAUGAUGAGGAAGAAGAUGAAGCUGGUCCCCCUGAAGGAUUUGAGGAAGAGGAGGAUGAAGAAGAGGAGGAUGAGGAUGAGGAUGAAGAUGAAGCAGGCUCAGAAGUAGGAGAGGGAGAAGAAGAAGUGGGCCUCUCCUACUUGCUGAAAGACGAGAUUCAGGAUGAAGAAGACGAUGAUGACUAUGUUGAAGGAGAAGAAGAGGAAGAUGAGGAAGAAGAAAGUCUUCGAGGGGAGAAGAGGAAACGAGAUGCUGAAGAUGAAGGCGAGGAAGAUGACUAGGUCCUCCUGAGACCAGAGGCCUGCUGUUGCUGGUGUGCAAUGGAGUGAUCACCUCUUCCUCGUUUCUCUGUGUAUAAUAGCUGUCCCUUCAGAAGAGAAUGUGUAACUUUUUAUAGAAGUUUGGUUUUACUAUUUUUGCCUUAUCAUUCCAAGUAAGAGUUACUAGUCUGCUAAUGAUCAUACUGUAUGUAGAGAAUCCUUGCCAUUGUUUUCCGUUGUGCGAAUUCCUAGAAUUUAUUUAGAAUUCAGUUUUCUAAUUCAGGCUCAAUGUAUUAGUCUUGUUUAGCUCAUAAUUAAAACAUGAUCGCUUUUACACAGGUGUAGUUUGCUGCAUUUCAUUCAUGUGGUUUUAAGGUUAUUUAUAAAUUAACUAAGAUUACAGUCCAUUGUGAUAUGAAAUAACAGUAGUUGCUUGAAUAUGUUGGUUGUCUUUUUACAGGGGUGAUCCAGAGAUCUCUACUUGAAGGAAAUGGUGUGUAUUUGGACUAAGGAUAUUUGGGUGCUUUUCUUCCGGGGGACGGGUCACAGGAAUAAGCAAACAAGCAGAAUUGUAAAGGUUCUGUUCAGCAGUUGUGUUCACGGGUUGUGUGGCAGUUCUAUUCAAUAACGUAGUUCAUGGGUUUUCUUGUGGCCGAUAAUAUUUUAUCUUUGGAAAGUUGCUUAGACUAAACCUAGAGACCUGCAGGCGCCUUCAUUCAGACUGCAGAUCGUGACAUGCCAACGCUCGCUUCUUUUGUUGUUUCUUAGGUGUGCAUUCUUUUUUCUUAGCAAUUCCUUUAUGAUCACCUUCUCUCAUUGUUUCACUCCCCUCUCUUUAUCGCAGAGUAGGAGACUUGUGGAGGUAGAUACCCAGGAAAACCUUUAGUUUUAUACCUCACCUCCCUUUUCAGACCUGAGUUUUAAACAAGCAAAGGGAAAGAAAUUGACUCUUUUCUGGGGCACAGGUAAUAUUAUUGACAUGAUUUUAUGCAACAAGUGCUGUUCACCCCCAGCCUUUCUCGGUUGACACCAGAUGGGACUGCGUUUCUUGAUCGAGAACAGGUGAGGUUCGUGCGAGGAAGUUGAAGAAAGAAGAACCGCAGAGGAGGCCUUUGGAAGCUGCGUGUGUGUUCUUCACAGUCAGCAAAUUACCUGUUUAAUAAUUCUGAGAUAUUCAAGUCAAAUUUUUGAUUUGACUUAUCAAAUAUUUUGCACUCUGCAAAGUAUUGAUAGUUUUUUUCUGAGUAGAAUCUAUUUUUCCUGUAGUUUUAAAGCGUUAUGGAUAUUUCCUUUAAUUGAAAUAUACUAGGUGUCUGGAAAAAUAUUUGAAACUAAAUUGAUACUAAAAUUACGAUUUGCUUUUAAGUGGAUGUCCAUUAAAAAUACAAACCAUUUGGGAUAUGUGUGUGUGUGUUUCCUUAUGGCUACUAAAUGAAACUUAAUGAGUACCCAAGUACAUUAUCCUCUGUCAUGAAGCUCCAUGUUCAAGCCAAUUGCUUUAGUGUCAGCUCUCUAAAACUUCAAGUAUUUUGUAAGUUUUUAAAAAGUGUCAGCAUAUUAAUUCAAGUUAUGCUUUCAUAGUGGAACACGUUAACUAGGUGUAGUAUUUCUGCUGCUUUACUAGUUGCUAAAAUGUAUGCAUUGAAUUUUAAAGUAAAAGUAAUUUGUGGAGAACUAAAGAAGUUGCACAAAUGACUGAAAUGAGACCCUUGGGGUAAGUUCAGUGGGGGGAUUGGAAUCUUCCAAAAGUCGAACAUUUUCCUCCUAUUUUUAAGAGUUGAAAUGCCCUGUUUUAGUCCCUAAGAAUUUUCAUUGCGUACUAUGCCAGAUGAUAAAAUACUUAUUUUUAAAAUGAAAUCUAUAUAUUGACUUUCUUAUAAGUCACUAUGUUGUGCAAUCAAAAUGAAGAGUUCCUUGGUUUGAAAACAACACUUCGAGCCUCCAGAUGACUUUUAAGACUUCCUUGGUUUUGUGGGUGGUAUUUUCAUGCACAUAAGUGAGGGGGGGUUUUAUAUCUUGUAGAUGUUUUGAAUCCUACUUGAAUGCUCUUUGUAUGGCAGUCUGUAGAUAGUGUGCUAAUUUCCUCAAGACUCUCUCCUUAAAAACUUUAAUACUUUUGUGCAACUGUGUUUUGAAUAAAGCCAUGACAGUGUUAAAAACAGACAAAAUACAGUAUCUUGAUCACUCUGUUAUUGUUUGACUUCCCCUUUUUUUCUGUGACUGCUGUAACUUGUAAGUUUUUGAAACUGAAUUGCUUCAAAUAAACUGAAGAUUUGUUAUAA